GAGGAGCGCAACCUGUGGCUGAUACUGACCGGCGCGCCUCCCUGCGUCCGGAAAUUCAGCCACGCUCAAUUCUCAAACGUUCUCUCUCGCUCCCUUCAGUUCCAUUCGAACCACGGCUCGACCGUUUUCGUCGAGGACGCCGGUGCGCAUCGUCGUGUACGUUUGCGAUACAAGAAGGAGAGGAAAGCAUUAAGCUUUAUCGUUCAUUCGCUGGUUUGUUCUUUCCUAUUUUUUUUUGUUUUGUUUUUAUCCCUGAUUCAUCUUCGUUUUUUCCUUCGUACGUACUUACGUACGAAGACGUUCGUCCGUCCAUUCGUACGUCUCGUUAUACGCUAGAUUCUAUAAUCAAAGCUACGAUGCAUUCACCUUUAGACUCGUCGAAUAAGAUUACCUGCAUUUUCCUUUUCGUUUGAUCGAAGAAUAACAGUGGACAAGAGAAGUAGACACAGUGAGAACGGAACGAGUGAUUUCCUCGACGGUCAACUAAUCGCCUUCCUGUUGCUCGUUAGUGGACUUGGAAAAUUCAGAUAAAAACAGGCGUAACGAGGGCAGCUAGCUUAAAGGCAAGAAAACGUUACCCUACGAUGCGUACACCGGCGCUCCAGUUAAUUAACGAUGCAAUGACACCGAAGACGAGUACGACGAGAAUGACAGUAGCAAAGGUAGUGACAACAACAGGAAGAACGACGACGAGAACGACAACUGCGACGACGACGACGACAAUGACGACGACGACGACGACGACGACGACGACAACGAUGACAAGGAUGAUGACGACGAUGAUGAUGGGUACGCGAUGAGAGAGAAAGGAACGUCGAGUGAACUCUCGUGAAAUCGCGCCGAAUCAAUUCGACCAAAGAGGAAAAGAAACGCGUAAUGACUCGUCGUGAACCAUCGGCGAUAUUUUCUCGCGGACCACGUAGAAAAGAAAGGAAAGAAGAGAAAACGUUUCGAAGGAUUUCGAAGGAUUUCGAGGAAAGAAAGGAAAAUUCCUUAGACGUUCGUCGAGCCUCCGUGUUUUUCAAAGACUGCUAAAACUCGCCAAAUUUUUAACGUUUUACACUUGUGCCAAAUAGGCACCCUAUUUAAUAGGGACCAAGGUCCAAAAUUUAGGAGAGGUCGUUCGGAAAUAGAUAUAUAUAUAUAUAAUACAAGAAAAGUGGAUCGUCCGGUAGCUCUCGUUGAUCGAGCUCGUCCUAAAUGGAAGGGAGGAGGGAGUACGCGAGGAGAAAAUUUCGCGUCUCAAAGAAGGCGUCGAUACGUCGACGCUGGUACGACAGGGAAGACGUCCUCGUCUUCGUCGUCGUGGUCGUCGACUUCGAGCUAUGCGAAUCGCCGAGAAAUUCGCAGAGCGCUGCCUGCUCAGAGGAUAGAUAAAGGAGUUGCUACGGAGAAGAGAACGUUAGAUAAGAAUAGGAUGCCGGGGCAGACGUCAACUCGAGAGAGCAGCGAGGUUAUCCGAAUGGAACCCCUGGGUAGAACAUCCAGUUCACGUAGCCCCGGGCAAAACGGAACUGCCAAUAGCACGGAAGUACCAGUGAUUUCAGAAGACAGCAACACCGGAUUGCACAAACGUAGCAUUUACGAGCCCAAUGGAAUCGUCUGCUCACAAAAAAGAGCACUCUGCAUAGCCACCGUCGUUUUCGCGCUACUUUUCGCCAUAUCACUCAUCAUUGCCUUCGCGGGACCACAAAAUGACUGCCCUUGCGCUGGACAAAGACCAGCCAAUAUGGAAAUCGAAGACGAUGAAGAGAGCAACGAGCCUCUCGCGACUAAUGGGGAGGUGUUCCCAUGGAAUAACGUCAGGCUACCUACAUUCGUACAUCCUACUAGGUAUAACAUCACCAUCCAUCCAAAUCUUACCACCUUAGAAGUUAAAGGACAGGUCACGAUCGAAUUCUACGUCGAUAAAGAGACCAAUUUUAUCGUCUUCCAUAGUAACAACUUGACAAUAAAUGAAAAGAUGGUCCAAGAUCGCAAAGGCCAUAGAUUGAAAAUCGCGAAAUUGCUGGAGUACCCGACGCACCAACAAUUGUAUCUCCAACUGGAAGAGAGCAAAUUUCGAAAAAGGGGCAAUUACACGGUCCACCUGAGAUUCGUUUCAAAGCUGGCGAGUGAACUGGAGGGUUUUUAUCUCAGCAGUUACGUCACCGCCGAUGGAGAAAAGAGGUACUUGGCAACGACUCAUUUCGAACCCACGUAUGCACGAUCAGCGUUUCCCUGUUUCGACGAGCCGCAGUUCAAAGCGAAAUUCAAGGUCUCCAUAUUUAGGGAUAGAUUUCACAUAGCGCUCUGCAACAUGCCUGUUGUUAAUACGGAGGAUGCUGGAUUUUAUAUGGGCACCGGUCUUCUUCGAGAUGACUUUCAACAAUCCGUCGAAAUGUCGACUUACUUGGUGGCGUUCGUCGUGUGCGAUUUUAAGAGGAUUUCCGAGAUGACGAAGAGAAACAUUUCUGUGAGCGUUUACACAACAGAAUCGAUGCUUCCUCAAGCGAGAUACGCGGUGGAUAUCGCCACUCGUACGAUGGAUUACUUUGAGUCUUUCUUUGGAGUACAUUAUCCACUGCCUAAACAAGAUUUGAUCGCGAUACCUGAUUUUGGUGCCGGAGCAAUGGAGAACUGGGGCCUAAUUACUUAUCGAGAAACCGCAAUACUUUACGAUCCCGAAGAAACAUCGACUGCUGCACACGAAUGGAUUGCCGUUAUCGUUGCUCACGAAUUAGCACACCAAUGGUUCGGUAAUCUCGUUACGAUGAAAUGGUGGAACGAUCUUUGGCUGAACGAAGGAGCGGCCAGUUUCUUCGAGUACAAAGGAGUCAAUCACAUUUCGCCGGAAUGGAGUAUGAUGGACCAGUUCAUUCUUGACAAAACACAGCCUGCCUUAGAUCUCGAUGCACUCACCAGUAGUCAUCCUAUCAACAUAAACGUCAACGACCCCAAAGAGAUCGAAGCUAUCUUCGAUAUGAUCAGCUACAGCAAAGGUGCCUCGAUUCUCAACAUGCUCGAAGGUUUCCUUUGCGAAGACGUUUUGAAAAGUGGAUUAAACGAUUAUCUCAAUAGUCAUGCUUACGGAAAUGCAGACACCAAAGACCUUUGGGCCGUUUUCACUAAACACGUCAAUCGCACGUUUGACGUUAAAGCCAUAAUGGAUACGUGGACUGAACAAAUGGGCUUUCCUCUGAUCACGAUAAUCCGUGAUGGAAAUACCAUCACAGCCAGUCAGAAAAGAUUUCUCGUCUUGUCGAAUGAAAAUGAUACAGAAACUUCCAAUCAAAAAUCUCCUUUCAACUACAAAUGGUACGUUCCUUUGAGUUACUAUACGAACAAGGAACCGCAUAAAUUGCACAACAUAUGGAUGAAUUUAACCGACGUAACCUUCGAAAUUACGAGCGACGUCGAGUACAUCAAGUGCAAUAUCAAUCAAAGUGGAUUUUAUCGAGUGACCUAUCCAGAGGAUAUGUGGAUGUCCAUCAUCACGACUUUGCACAACAAUCACACGCAGUUCAGUCCGGCAGAUCGUGCAAAUCUUAUCGACGACGCGUUCACGUUAUGCGAAGCUGGCGAAUUAAACGCUACUAUCCCUUUGGAACUAUCUUUGUACCUUCUCAACGAAAGAGAUUACGUUCCAUGGGCCACGGCCCUCAGGUACUUACACUCUUGGAAGGAAAGAUUAGCCGAAAGUCGGGCGUACAAGAGAUACAUCGAAUUUCUUAAACGAUUGUUAGGUCCUGUUACAAAAUAUGUUGGUUGGACGGACGAAGGAUCUCAUUUGGACAAAUUAUUACGAAUUGGGGUGCUACAAUCCGCGGUAUCGGUGAAGCUGGACAGUGUCGUGGAACCAGCGAAAACACUCUUCAACGAUUGGAUGUCGAAUAGCAAACGUGUCGGGCCAAACAUUCGCGAUGUUGUUUACGUUGCAGGAAUCAAAUUUGGGGGCGAAGAUGAAUGGAACUAUUGUUGGUCGGUUUAUCAGAAAACACAAGUUCCUAGCGAGAAGACAUUGAUGUUACAAGCGCUUGGUGCUACUUCGGAUCCGUGGUUGUUACAACGUUACCUUUUACGUUCCUUGGAUCGAGAGAAGGUGAGACCUCAGGACGUUGAGACUGUUAUAGGAUCCGUGGCUACUAAUCCGGAAGGGCAGUUUCUUGCUUGGCGACAUCUUAAAGCAUACUGGCACGAUAUACAAGCUUUGUUUGGUAACGGUACGCUCACUAUGGGUGGCUUGAUAACCGUUGUUACGUCGGAUUUCUUUACGGAACACGAUUAUCGCGAGGUUUCCGAAUUUUUCAAGAAAGUGGACGUUGGUAGCGGUAAACGGGCGCUAGAGCAGAGCUUGGAGAUGAUAAGAUUCAAUAUUCAUUGGGUGAAAAACAACGUGGACGUACUGGACGACUGGUUAAUCGGCUAUUUGGACGUUCACUCGUGUUAACCCUUGCUCGUCGGAAAUGGGACAGCAAUGACCCGGAGUUAUUCGGUCGUUUUAUCGGUAUGGCUAUUUUUGUUCAUUAUAUUUAUACGAGAUACCCCUCGAGCGGGUAUAAUAACGCGACAUAGCCUACUUGAAAAGGCCGAGAUCCGAGCGCGCUAUUAAAACGGUCAGGGAUGGCCCAUUUCCGCCAAAUUUUCCUUCUGUGGUUUUGUUUUUCUUUUUCGUCGAAAGACUAUUUCUACCUAGGCAACAAUUAGACUGCAAAGAAAGACAAUCCGACAACGAGACGAGAGGGACGGGGAGAGGGCCUUUAUUGCUCUAGCUUUUCACUGAUGAAAAUUACACACGUAUACAUACACGUUUACACCGAAAACCCCGCUGGGUAUACAAAAGCUCUCUCUUUCUCUCUCUCUCUCUCUCUCUCUCUCUCUCUCUCUCUCUCUCUCUCUCUCUCUCUCUCUCUCUCUCUCUCUCUCUUUCUCUCUCAGUCUCAUGAUUAGGCCUCGCCUGUCGGAAAAGGAAUCUUCUUGACAGUCGACGACGAGCGUAAUACUUGCCGAAUUGUUUGUAUGUAACAUAUUAUACACCGAUUUAUACGCACUUUCGAAAGUAUUUAUUUACUGUACACGCGGUGCGUGCAGAUUGGAAUAUUAGGUGUAAUGAAGAGUAAGCGUAAAAAAGAAAGAAAGAAAAAAAAAAGAAAGAAAGAAAAAAAAAAGAAAAAAAGAAAAGAAAAAAGAAACAAAAUAAGAAAGAUACGAAAAAAAUGAAAAAUAAAAAAAAUAAGAGAGGCGAAGGAAGUUUAUAAUAUUAAAAGGAGGGAGGUAGGGGGAACAGAAGACGACGCUAUUUUACAGGGUAGUCGUUGACCCGUCGACGCGUCGACGAACGAGGGCUAACGACCUACGCCUCGAAGGACGUUUAAAAACAGUCUUUCGUCUCCCCGUGAGUAUAUUGAACUUUAAAGGAGUGACAAUAGUCACCUCCACGUGAUGCCCAACGCCCCAUUCCUAAGAACCCAUCCAUCGGAGUGUGUUAAGUUUGUACUUAGAGCGACGAACGGAUCGAACUUGUCGUGAGGAAAGGCAAGGAGGAAAUUAAGAAAAAAAAAAAAAGAAAAAAAAGGAGAAAGAAAGGAAAA
Messenger RNA from Vespula pensylvanica (western yellowjacket), 5570 nucleotides. Its product is annotated as endoplasmic reticulum aminopeptidase 1-like. The coding region runs from base 1418 to 4429 and encodes 1003 amino acids. The transcript is spliced from 14 exons. Gene Ontology annotation, cellular component: cytoplasm. NCBI's taxonomy places the organism in Eukaryota, Metazoa, Arthropoda, Insecta, Hymenoptera, Vespidae. The record is from RefSeq and is a predicted model, not a curated record. Gene Ontology annotation, molecular function: metalloaminopeptidase activity; zinc ion binding; peptide binding. Gene Ontology annotation, biological process: peptide catabolic process; proteolysis.